CCAGUUUCACUUCCGUUGAUUGUCAUGAUAUCCACGAACAUUUUACCUUCCUACCACUAACCACCCUCCAAAAAAAGAUACGGAGGGAAUUAUGAUUCACAUCGUCGCAACGUUUACAAUACUGGUUCGCCAACACCAACUUAUUUUCGACAAAGGUCGUGUUGUUGAUUAUCUGCUGGCCGACGACUCCGCUUCAUGCCGCUUCGUGGCUAAGUACUGUCACCGGUGCGGACACCGCCAUCUGAGCGAGCGACCAAGUCACUUCUUACGCCGCCCCUGGAGCGCCUCCGCUGCCCACAAAGCACCCAAAAGAGUCCGUUUUGGACGGAAGCUAUAGGAGAGUGACUCAUCGGGCUGGCGGAGGGAAGGAUUCGCUUGACGUGCUAACAUGGAAGUUUCAUCGUAUCGGUGGUUGCGUUUCUGCGCCGUCACCCUUGUCGUCAAUGCAAGUUAUUCGGCACAUGGAAAGAAAGCUUUACAAUUAUUUCGUGUAUGUGCAAACAUCCAUCCAACUUCAACUCCCGUGGUGCGUUACUCUGGACCAGGGCAGCCGUUGAUGUGAUGCGUGUGAACCCCCCCCUUGUUCGUUUGUCUUUGGUCGCCCAACCCUUUCAGCUCGCUUUCUUGCAUCCGGGAGCAGAUGAGUGGCAGCAUGGCUUCGGUUGGUAACCCAUGAUGUAUUCUGCAGGAUGUGCGAUAUCAUGCGCAUCAUGAAUGGAGGGAAACGAUUUACACUACCUAUGUAGGUACGAUAUCGUGCUGCGAUUCUAGUUGGUAUUCCAACAUAAUCGUGGGGAGACAUCGCUCAUCAGGUCGGAAUGGAAGAGCUUGCGUGUGGAGAGCAAAACCAUUUCAAGUCAAGACCCAUGCCCUAGUCCUUGAGAAGCCGCCCGCCGCCCAUCGCCGGUCGCCUGGGCCCGGACCAGGGGGACAUCCGCCGGGAGGGCCUCCCGCUUCUGGGGGUUUAAUAACCUAAACGCUCGAGCUUCUUUCCCUACCCGCUUGUCAGAACAAAAUUGGGGCAGAAUAGAAAAUUCUGACUCGGCGGGAAUGGAGUGUUUGAUAUCGACUGGGGCUGGGCCAUUAGACUCAUAAGCGCCCCCCUUUGUUUUCGGCUCGUGAGGUGGCCUCGAGCUAGUUUGACUCUUGCUGGCAUUCAAUGCUUGAUUAUGAGCUUUUUUGUGGAUUGAGUUGAGCGAGCUCCGUCAUUAUCGUGGGCUCUCCUUGCAUUCCCGCAUUCCGUCGCCAAGCUACCCCCCGUUACCACGUUUCCAGCCCUAGCUCCUUAUGCUUUAUUGCAUAUGGAAUUUUGUGUACCGACCCCAGGUCUUCAGCCCCAAGCCCAGCUUCGAUAAGAUUUCCGAACUCGGAAAGUAAACGUCAAACCUUUUACCAUGGCAUCGCCAAUUAAACUACGGAUCUACCCGCUUGCUGGCCACUCUCAACCAAAGGCGUAUCAAAUUGUGAUAUCGCUUUUUCAGGUCACGCACACUUCGAGAUCAAGGUGUGCCGUUUUUACAAUGCAAUUUGUUGAUCAAAUUGCUUGUCAUUCCUAACUAUACACAGCCCCUGUUUUGAUAAGCGCGACCAAUUUAUUCUGAGGCCCUCCAUGUGAGUCAACUGGAUAAUGCUGUUAGGAAAGGUCAUGUGAAAAUACUGUACCCCAGCUACUAGACCAACUUUACUUCACCCAGGCAACCUCGAGCCAGGCUUCGCAACCUCUUCGCACUGGUCACCCGCUUUCAGACUCACACCUCUUGGCGCCUUCAUGUCAUGCUCGACUCUCUCCACAUCCGUCACGAUACCACCACUACGGCUCCCUCCCGUCUACUCCGCACCCUUUCAUUCACGGUUCGGAACGGUCCCUCAAACCUCGAUACUAGUUCGGUGUGCAGCCAUUUUCCCUUGUUACCACACCCUCAUCAGACUGCUCUUUCGCGGAUCAAGGCACUGCCAUAUGCAUGCGUAUUCUCAAACCGCUCCUCCACCAGUUCCAUACAUCAACAUCCAAUGCCUUGUCGGCCCCCAAAGGUUAUCCUGGUCGCCUUUUUCCACUUAAACCAGGCGACCAAUCCUUAUGGUGCCAAAGUCCCCUUCUGCCUAGAAUAGGACUUUUUCUUUCAUCGUUUCCCGCCUGUUUUCUAACUUUGAGGCCGCCUCUAUUGGUCAUUCAGUCAUUACCCCUCUCUCCUUGGUUGCCUCGUCUGCCCCUCCAUUUCACGUCGUCGUUAUCUUUGACAUGCCCCACGAGUUUCGGGAGAAGAUAUGCGAUACCACGGGAUAUCGCGUUGCACCGCGUAAAGUACUCGGCUCAUGUCAAACAAAAUGCAGAUCUUAGUAUGGUUCGCCAGGAGACAGCAAGGCACCAGUGUGCAUAUCGAGCCGUCGAGAACAUCCGUCUUACAAAGCAUGCGAUUAUUGCGGCUCAAAUGCACUGCCAUCAUGCCACAUUACGCCAUGGCAGUGCAUAAUGCUCAAAUAAUUAGAAUCCAGCCAGUUCUUUUUGCUUCUAUUGAGCUAAGAAGGAACUGUAAAUCUCUGGCGAUAUUUUGGUGUUGCUAGUUUGCUUACCUGAUGCUUAGUGUCGUUGCAAAAGUGAAGGUUCUAAGACAUUUUAUAUCUGGAUGCUACCCUGAGUUGAGUCGAGUUCUCAUGACCUUUCCCUCCUUUUUGUUUUAUGAUGGGAUCCAUACGUCACGAGAUAGCAUUCAUGCAGUCUAGCCUAGCCACGCGGUCACGUAGAAUAGUUAUGUUUGUCAAUUCGUGAGGGGUGCAAGAUGUUCUUAGUGGGAGACUAUCAUUCUCUCUACUCGACCACAUAGGGUAUCUGUGUAUGAACAAACUCCGUCUAACGUAUUGCCAUGCCUCCUAUUGUAGUAGAAUGUAACCAUUGCAGAAGACAUAGGUUACCUUGAGUUCAUAUGACCUGAAACCUAACCUUUAUCCAGACAGGGGUAUUUCCAACUGCAGAGUGUCAGUAUACCAUCAAAUGAGAUGGGGAGGUUUCUUCAUACCUUAGCAACAAAGGAACAAAGUCUCUAUGGAAGAAAAGAGUAGCGCAAGGGAAUAGUGAUAGAUGAUGGCGGUGUUAACAAAGGGGGGAGCAAGGGCCCGUCUAGACCUUGACCAUUGUUCUGUUUAAAUAAUAUCAUGAUGCUCAUAACAAAACCAUUUAAGGGUACAAAGAAAGGCCAAACAAGGAAUUAAAAAACGCGCCGUCGCUUCAGAACAUCAUCAUAAUACUCCGUCUUCUCAGUCUUGGACUCGACAAUUGUGAUCAGACCAAGAUGUCGCUCC
This is a messenger RNA of Fusarium odoratissimum NRRL 54006, 3297 nucleotides long. RefSeq lists its product as uncharacterized. The record is from RefSeq and is a predicted model, not a curated record. The transcript has 3 exons. NCBI's taxonomy places the organism in Eukaryota, Fungi, Ascomycota, Sordariomycetes, Hypocreales, Nectriaceae. Bases 1962 to 2471 code for a protein of 169 amino acids.